This is a messenger RNA of Salvia hispanica, 2025 nucleotides long. RefSeq names its product butanoate--CoA ligase AAE1-like. Lineage: Eukaryota; Viridiplantae; Streptophyta; Magnoliopsida; Lamiales; Lamiaceae. The record is from RefSeq and is a predicted model, not a curated record.
AAUGAUUUGGCAAUGAGUCAACAUCAAGAUGUCAUGCAUGGAAAGUUCGAUGUUUAUCCAAUAUUUGGCCCUUUUCAAAACCAGCCCCAUUUUUGAAAUGUGUAAUUCUCACUAAAAUCCUCUCUCCUUCCGACAAUGAACCACUGUUUCCGGCGACGGAGUUCAAUCUGCACUAGCUGGCUCUUCAAUGGCGCCACCAAGGAGACCUGCCGCCCACCAAUUCGGAGGAGUCUCUGUCAACCACCGGAAGCCUGGUCGUGGAAGUCAAUGGACGGCAUGGUGAGAUCGCCGGCGAAUUACGUGCCCCUGUCACCGGUGAGCUUCUUGGAGAGAGCCGCCAAGGUUUACGGAGAUCGAACUUCGGUCGUCUACGGAUCGGCUGAAUUCACUUGGAAGCAGACUCACCUGAGGUGUGUGAAGCUCGCUUCUGCCCUCACACGCUUGGGCGUUUCCACCGGCGAUGUGAUAGCAAUACUGGCGCCUAACAUACCUGCCAUGCAAGAGCUGCAUUUCGCAGUGCCGAUGGCCGGAGCAGUCAUCUGCGCGUUGAACACGCGCCACGACUCGUCCAUGAUCUCCGUCCUGCUCCGCCACUCCGAAGCCAAGAUUAUUUUCGUCGAUCACCAGUUGCUCGGUAUUGCUCAGGGCGCAUUUGAUCUUAUAGCGAAAGACGAGCUCGAACCCCCACUCCUCGUCUUGAUUCGGGACCCUGAUGCCUCUGCCUCCGUCCCAAAUGGCACUCACGAAUACGAGACCCUUCUGGCUGGGGGAGAUGCUGGACACGAGGCCAGGCAGCCGAGAACGGAAUGGGAUCCGAUCAGCGUGAACUACACCUCUGGGACGACAUCGCGCCCGAAAGGGGUAGUGUAUAACCAUAGAGGCGCCUAUCUGAACGCCCUAGCUACACUGUCGGUUCAUGGGAUGAGCUCGAUGCCUGUCUACCUCUGGACAGUGCCGAUGUUCCACUGCAACGGCUGGUGCCUCAUUUGGGGGCUGGCGGCGGUAGGUGGCACAAACAUCUGCCUACGGCGUGUCUCCCCGAGAGAAAUAUUUGACACACUUGCUGCAAAAGCGGUCACCAACAUGGGAGGGGCUCCGACAGUCUUGAACAUGAUCGUGAACUCCCCUGACCGGAGGCCGCUGUCUCGCAAGGUUGAGAUCAUGACCGGCGGAUCACCACCCCCGCCCUCGAUUCUGGAGAGGAUCGAGGAGCUCGGAUUCAGAGUGUCGCACUUGUAUGGACUCACAGAAACUUAUGGGCCAGCCACGACGUGUCUGUGGAGGCCUGAGUGGGACUCGUUGCCUCGCGAGGAGCAGUACCGGAUCAGAGCGCGGCAGGGGGUGGAGCACUACGCUCUCGAGGAGGUCGACGUAAGAGAUUCGGUGACGAUGGAGAGUGUACCUGCGGAUGGUGCAACAAUGGGUGAGAUCAUGUUUAGAGGAAACACUGUGAUGAGUGGAUACCUGAAAGAUGUGAAAGCCACGGAGGAAGCUUUUGCAGGGGGGUGGUUCAGAAGCGGCGAUCUUGGUGUGAAGCACGACGAUGGCUACAUAGAAGUUAAGGACAGGUUGAAGGAUGUGGUGAUCUCUGGCGGCGAGAACAUAAGCACAGUUGAGGUUGAGACGGUGCUGUACCGCCAUCCAGCAAUUCUUGAGGCAGCGGUUGUAGGAAGACCGGAUGAUCACUGGGGGCAGACGCCCUGCGCCUUUGUGAAGUUGAAGGAUGGAUUUGAGGUCAGCAGUGAGGAGAUAAUAGAGUUUUGCAGAGAACGUUUACCUCAUUAUAUGGCGCCAAAGACCGUCAUUUUCGAGGAUAUACCAAAGACCUCAACAGGCAAGAUUCAGAAAUUCAUCCUCAGGGAGAAAGCAAAGGCCCUGCCCCCUUCUUCUUCAUCUUGAUCUCAUCUCAUUCAGAGAGAGAAGAUUUGUAGAACUAAAUAAUAAACUUGCAAGAUAUCUAUAAAGCUAUGUCCAGAAAGUGUAAGAUCUUAAAGUCUAAAGCUCUGUUUUCGUAUAUUGAUCACA